Messenger RNA from Caenorhabditis remanei, 894 nucleotides. RefSeq lists its product as uncharacterized. The record is from RefSeq and is a predicted model, not a curated record. The coding region runs from base 1 to 894 and encodes 297 amino acids. The transcript is spliced from 3 exons. Lineage: Eukaryota; Metazoa; Nematoda; Chromadorea; Rhabditida; Rhabditidae.
AUGAGUUCUCAACUACUCUUCUCACUGGUCCUUCUUCAAGUAACUGCUCUCGGAGCUCUCGGUCAGCUCUGCAGACAAUGUCCCAACGUUACAGAUGUUGAGAACGAAAAUGUCAAGUUGAUCUUCAACAACACGAUCAAUGCGGAUGGCUGCAAAGAGGUCACCAUGACAUGCAUUGCUGUUAAACCAGAUUGCCCGGCUAGAGCUAGAAUUAUGACCAAGGAUACCAAAGAAGUUCUCAAGUCUAUCGUGGAUGAGGGGGGUACAGUUGCUGAUUUUGGCGCGAUUGUGUGCAAACAACAGUCCUCUACGUUAGCCGAAUACAAUUAUAAUGAAAAGCGGAACGUUGAAUUCACCUGCGUACCACUUUGCGAAAAAGAUGAAGACGAUGGUGCGGUGACCAUCGAGAAGACCACUGAAGAUUUUACGACUACUGUGGAGCCUACGACUACUGUAGAGCCCACCACAACCAUAGAACCCACAACCACAGUCGAGCCAACCACCACUGUAGAACCCACCACAACUGUUGAGCCCACAACCACAGUGGAGCCGACGACUACUGUUGAGCCCACAACAACCGUUGAACCAACAACCACUGUAGAGCCAACUACCACUGUAGAGCCUACGACUACUGUAGAACCCACGACUACCGUCGAACCCACGACCACUAUCGAACCCACGUCCACCAUUGAGUCCACGACCACCGUCGAGCCAACCACCACCGUUGAGCCUACGACUACUGCAGAACCGACGACUACUGUGGAGCCCACGACCACUCUCGAACCUUCUACCUCCACCGAGCCUUGCGUCACUACGGAGGCACCUACCACCACCCCGAAACCCACGACACGUGCCAACCGUGGAUGUCAUGUUCCUGGAGCCGAGAAGAAGUAA